Messenger RNA from Exophiala dermatitidis NIH/UT8656, 1092 nucleotides. Its product is annotated as myo-inositol 2-dehydrogenase. The record is from RefSeq and is a predicted model, not a curated record. NCBI's taxonomy places the organism in Eukaryota, Fungi, Ascomycota, Eurotiomycetes, Chaetothyriales, Herpotrichiellaceae. Gene Ontology annotation, cellular component: cytoplasm. The transcript is spliced from 3 exons. Gene Ontology annotation, molecular function: nucleotide binding; oxidoreductase activity. The coding region runs from base 1 to 1092 and encodes 363 amino acids. Gene Ontology annotation, biological process: NADPH regeneration.
AUGGGUGAUGCUCGAGGUAGAAAUGGUGCGGGAGAUGGCAAAGUGCUUAAUAUAGCCGUCGCUGGGUUAGGGCGCAUGGGCAAACGCCAUGCAUUUGUGUUGUUGAAUCGUGUGUUACGGGCCAACGUAGUGGCAGUAUGUAGCACUGCGAAGCACGAGACGGAGUGGGCGCGCAAGAAUCCCGACUUCACCGACUUCAACGUAUCAGUCUAUGAUAGCUAUGAGGAGAUGUUGAACCAUCCUGGCCUGCAGGCGGUCUGGAUCUCCACCAGCACAGACGUCCACGCGGACCAAACCAUCAAGGCCGUCAAGAAAGGCUUGCACGUUCUGUGUGAGAAGCCGUUGAGCACCAACCUUGACGAGGUCACUGCAGCAAUCGAAGCAGCCAAAUCUCGCCCGGACCUGAAAGUGAUGGCCGGCUUCUCCCGGCGCUUUGACGCUUCAUACCGUGAUGCCUUCCAAAAAGUCAAGUCCGAAUCCAUCGGCGAACCCUUCUUGGUCCGCAGCAACACCUGCGAUUUGCUCGACGACACCGGGUUCUUCGUCCAGUAUGCAAAGCGCAAUGGUGGCAUCUUCGUCGACUGCACCAUCCAUGACAUCGACCUGGCGCUGUGGUUCUUGGGUAACCCCACGCCCAAGUCGGCCUAUGCCGUUGGCACGUUGAAGCACCACCCCGAGCUUGCCGAGUCCCAGGAUGUGGACAACGGCGUGGGCAUUGUUGAAUUCCAUGGCGGCAAAAUCGCUUAUUUCUACGCCAGCCGCACUCAAUCACACGGCCAUGAUGUCUGCACCGAGGUCACUGGUACCCAUGGCAAGGUCAUGGUCAACGUUAUCCCCAAGGCCAACAAUGUUGUGCUGGCCGACAAGUCUGGCAUGCGCCACGAGGUCCAGCCCGAGUACUGGCAGCGGUUUGAAGAAGCCUUCGUCACGGAAGCCACCGAGUUCGUCGAUAGUGUGCUCCAUGACAAGCCGGUCCCAUUGCCGCUGGAGUCUGGAUACGCUGUCAUGAAGAUCGGCCGGGCCUUGCAGGAGAGUCUGAUCACGGGACGCUUGGUUAGAUUCGACGAGCAGGGAAAUCGGAUCAAUGAAUAA